Molecule: messenger RNA, 4447 nt
Organism: Puntigrus tetrazona (Sumatra barb)
Lineage: Eukaryota; Metazoa; Chordata; Actinopteri; Cypriniformes; Cyprinidae
Gene: spef1
Product: sperm flagellar 1
Exons: 7
Coding region: 61-762 (233 amino acids)
Biological process (GO): regulation of cytoskeleton organization
Cellular component (GO): axoneme
Molecular function (GO): microtubule binding
Source: RefSeq, a predicted model, not a curated record
UCCUAAUACCUGCACCUUUGUGAUUGUCGCGGGUUUCAAUCGCGAAGAAGCUUGUUUCGAAUGAUGGACGGGCCUAAACAAUUAGACGAGGAAACUUUGCAAGACCUCUACGCGUGGAUAGACAAGUUACCACUCUCGAGACCCAAAAGGAAUAUAACAAGAGAUUUUAGCGAUGGAGUUAUGACUGCAGAAGUAGUGAAGCAUUUCUUCCCUAAGCUGGUGGAGCUGCACAACUACACGCCCGCGCAUUCCACGCAACAGAAGCUGAGUAACUGGAGCACCCUCAACAGAAAAGUUUUCUCCAAGCUGAACUUUCAUAUACCCGAGGAGACGGUGAAGAAUAUUGCAGUCAGCACAGCAGGCUACAUCGAACCAGUCCUUUGCUCUCUGAGAGAAAAGAUAGAGGAGAAACGAGCGGGGAAACAAUUAGAUGGAACACAGGACUUAGAAUAUUACAGCACUACAACUGGACAGUCAAGACCAGAUAAGCAUCUGAUGGUUUUUGGAGCCACUCAUGCCACCAAUCCAGCCACUGUGAAGAAGAAAGACAAAGUCAGUGCCGCUGCAGCCUUGAGACCAAAUGUGGAUCCAGGUGUUCGUUUGCUCUUGGAGGAAAAGGAGCAAACCAUUUUGGCUUUACAGGAGACUGUUGAGAUUUUACAGAUUAAGGUAGACCGAUUGGAGCAUCUUGUGCAUCUUAAGGAUCUACGCAUCGAAGACUUGACAAAGCACUUAGAGCGAUAUAAGGCACGCAACUCGUGAUCUAAUUAUUAGCAUAUAGAUCCACCAUCAGAAUUUAAUUUGAGGAAAAGCAUACGAUAUGCAUACUUAAGACUCAUAAUAAACUGUUACAGAGAAAUUAAAUAAUCUAAUAUUCCUCACCUGUUUUCUGAACUGUGAUUGUUGGCACUCAGAAAAAAAGCUCUGAUGUCAAUAACUAGCAUAUUUUAUCUGCUGAGACCAUCUACAGGAUUUUAUGUACACUUGAGCCCACCAGACUUUGGCACUAAAGUUUUUGUGGGGAGAUUUCAACAGUUCUGUGGAAGAUUUACUUUAGUCUGAACAGUAAGUGCAAUUACUAUGUUAUACUGUAAAAAAAAUUUAAAGACGACUUAACUUCCAAAACAAAGGGAAGACUGAGGAGGUUCAUUCAAAACAAUACGGCUACAUAAUCAAUGUAACACAAAUUAGAAAGUCGGCAUGAAAUCAAAAUUAUUAUUUUUUUAAUUAAUGUGCCCUUAUAAUCUUUAAUCAAAACGUCAACCAUCUCCUCCCCUCUUUCGGUUACGAGCGAUGGCACAAGGGCGUGACUAUCGGUGUAUUCAGAUCUGCUUCCAUUUUGUUAGCAACACUCUGGAAAUCUGUCUAUCUUCCAACGAUCCAAUCAAUUACCGUAUGACGAAAUCAAGAAAAAUCAAUUUCUGCGUGUUUCACAAUCAGGCAAUCAAAAUGAUCCCCCUGCCCUUAAACCUACCCUCACUAUGACGUCAGCCAAUCAGGUAAUAUGGUGUAAAACGCCCUGAUUUGGUAACGCCCAUUACAUCGCCUGCAGAGACAUAUUCUUGGUUUCACUCGGAUAUAUGUCACAGUAAAGAAAAAAGCACAAUCUCAAAACUUCCUUUUCAUGCUGACAUAAAUAAAGUAUUAUUUUUUGUUGUUAUGGGCACAUCAGAAGUUUUAUUGCAUCUCAUGACUAUGUUGUUUAUGAAAUAAUGUUUGUGUCCGUGCGUGUAAAAUAAAAAAAAAUGACGAUUUAUAUAUAAUCAUGUGUGACUGUAGUGACACUAGCUGAACUAGUGACUAGUUGUAGCUGGAAUAAUAAUAAAGUAGCUGUAAAAAUAUUUGCCUGCUGAAACUGAAAUGUAUACAUCUUCAUCGUGACUAGAUAGACACUCAAUUUGUCUUUAAUAUAACUGACACAUUAGAUGUGAUUCACUUCAUGGUAAAAAUCCUGUCAGAUCCUUGGAGUGAAUGUACAGGUCGGCCAAUCUGGUUUCUUCUAGUUAAGCUUUGUUAUGGACGGUGGAUGGUGCUCAGGUGAUGACCGAGUAGAUCUGAUGUCACAUUUUUACGGAAGUCACAGCAGCUCGUGAAAAAUCACAGCCACGUUAUACACACUGUGUGCAGUUAGGAAAUUUCAGAUUUGACAAUAUGAGACAUUUUGAGUUUCCUCAAGUUUGGACCAAGUUGUUUUCUCAAAUUAAGUCACUGAGUAAAGUCACAUGUCUCUUUUUUGAACAGCUAAUAAACUUUAUUAUCUUAAAUGUGGACGAGAUUAAUGUUUUUCUGUAUCUUUGCAGUUUUUUGUUUUUUUUUUACAAACAAUAGACAUUAAUGGAUAAGUUAAUAACAAUAAUCCUAUAACAGUAACUGCAUAAUUUAUUCAUGCUGAAAUGCUUGCUUGGAACUCACAAAGCCUGAACAUUUCAAUAAGAUGAAAUUAUUGUAGGUCUGACAAGGGUCAGUUUAUGUAGUUUAAAGAAAAAUGCGCAGUUCCAUUUUUACAGUGCAGUAUUUCCAUUCAUGUAGAAUUAUUUAAUAUUAUUUUUAGCCACUUUUAUGUAACAGUAGCUGCUUUUCCACUGCAAGGCUGAUAAUGGAUUUAAUUCAAAUUCAAGCUUUUGUGUAUUUUGACAGCCUACAUCAUAGAUGGACACUUCUGUGAUUUAGGUUAAAAAUGUUAUCGUUAUCUACAGUACAUGCACAGUUCGGUGGGUGGUGCUAAAUAGGCAGUGAUGUAGAAGCAGGUGCUGAUCUUCUUCUAUGGAGGUGGGGUUUAGCCACACCAUUACAUCAUAAGGUGUCACACUCUAUAUAAUAUUCAUUUUUUGGUUUCAAUAUAAGCUGUUUGUUCUCAAACUUACAGAAUGUUUUUUAUAGUAAAGUGACCUCUUAUAUGUCAAAAGAUCAAGGGAAUUUUGAUUUCUUAGUUCAUGUCACCUUUAAAUAAUAAAAUAAAAUAUUUAAUUGUUUUCUAAUAAUAAUUUCUUAGGCUUCAUUGUAUUUUGGACUUUAUCUGAGCAAAACAUUUUUUCAUAAUUCACAUAAUAUUAUUAAGACCUGUAACAUGGUCUGCCAUGUUUGGGGUUUAUGUUAGACUGAAUGUACAGAGUUUAAAAUUAAUUUCAUUCUGACCUCAGCAUGGAAACUGAUGCUUAAAAUACUAAAAUAUCCUAUGCAGACGUUUAUCCGGAAAUCUGUGUUUUUGUGGUCAAGUUCAACUUCUCCUUUACUUAAGAAUACAUAUCCUAACUCCUUUGACACAGGAAACAUGCAUUAACAGUGCAUGUCAGACUGUGAUCAGUUGAUAGAAGCAGGUCACUUAUAACUCUAAUGAGAGCAGUCUCAGUACUAAGGCAUGGUCUAAAUCCUGACUGGAAGUCCUUACAAAUACCAUUGUUUCUUUAAGAAGGAAUAUAGUUGUAAAUUGUGAGAUCUUUUCUAGAUCUUUGACAGAAAAGGGAGGUUCUGUAAACGUGUUUGGGGGUCAAGGUGUGGUUUUUUUUAAUGAGAGGCUUAACAACAGCCAAUUUGAAGGUUUUUGGGGACCUAUCCUAAUGUCAAUGUUGAAUAAUUAUAAACAAGAGAGAAUCUAUGACUUCUGGACUUUAAAUAGUUUUGAUGGAAUAUGGUCUAAUAGACAUGUUGUUGGUUUAGAUGGUUUAACAAGUUUGUACAACAGAAUGAGUGGAAAUUUUCUGCAGGGGAUCUAUAGCUGACGGCUGCAUGUUUACAAUUUUAUCUCUAAUAGUAUCGAUCUUGGAAGUAAAGUAGUUCAUAAAGUCACUACUGCUGUGAUCAUGGGGAAUGUCAGCACCUGUUGUUAUUUCUCAUUAUUUCUGAGUAAAUAUCAGGGAUUAUGUUUAAUCAGAUCUAACAGUUUUUAAUGCUUUUCUGUACAAUAGAGUACUUUCCCGCCAAGAAAAAAAAUUCUGGUCUAGCGAGUGUGUGCACAGAUACUACAGGUUGUGCUAAAAGACCGGCAAAAUCCACAUAUUACCUCCUAUAUAUAUUUACAGGAUUUAUAAUAUCACUUUAAAUGUAAAUAAGACUUACACCGCUAUUAUUACCAUACUACGAAAGAGAGUUGUUUUGUGUUUAAAUAAAUAGAUCCCCAUGGACUAACUAACCACUGAUGCUGAAUUAUUGCACACCGCUGUGUACAAAUACAAGAUUGCUUCAUUCUUCAUUCUUUCUUCUGUUGAUUAAGUGGUUCAACAGAAGAAAGAAUGACGAAUGAAGCAAUCUUGUAUUUUGAUACAUUUUCACACAUCGGUGUGCAAUAAUGUAGGGAGGAUGUUUUCUCGUGUAUUCUAAAUGUUUUUCUAGACAAUGUUAUAAGCAGUCAUACUUAAAGCCUGUCCUCUGAGAAAUACUGAGAAUAUUGCUAUACAUUGUUGCAACACCUCCCCCUUUACUUUUUGAACGUGACUCAUUUUUAUAACAG